AUGCAGACAGUGAGAUCGGAAGAUAACCCUCCUAAAAAGGAAGAGUUCAAGAGGCCACCAAUUGACUUACUACAGGACUUGAAAGACGGUAUUAACCAUGUUGUGUAUAAUCCACUAGGUAAUAAAAUAGUCAUGCCACUAAUGUUUUUACUAGAAUCAGUAUUGUUGAAGUAUGUUAUUGCUGCUAUACCAUACACUGAAAUUGAUUAUAAGGCAUACAUGGAACAAGUGGAAAUGAUCUAUGAGGAAGGUAAUUAUAACUACCUAGAAAUUACUGGUGGGACAGGACCUCUGGUUUAUCCUGCAGGCCAUGUUUUGAUUUUCCGAGUGUUAAAUUACUUUACUGAAGGAAUGAAUCAUAUAGAGGUAGGACAAAAGAUUUUUAGGUAUCUGUACUUGAUCACCCUAUUAAUGCAGUAUACUUGUUACUAUCAAUUACGUUUACCUCCAUGGUGUGUCGUACUUGCCUCUUUAUCGAAAAGGUUACAUUCUAUUUACGUUUUAAGGCUGUUCAAUGAUUGUUUUACUACUUUCUUUAUGGUAUUGUUUGUUCUGCUCUACACUCUUAGAAGCAACAAUAGUACUAAAAUGUCGAUGGUUAUAUCAACUUUUGGAUCUUUGGUUUACAGUAUGGCUAUCUCAGUUAAAAUGAAUGCGUUAUUAUAUUUACCUGGGUAUUUGGUUUCAACGUAUCUGAUAAAUGAAGGCAAACUAAUAAACUGUUUGAUUUCGGCAUCGGUGAUCCUAUUCUGGCAAGUUAUCGUUUCUUUGAGGUUCUUACGUUCAUAUCCAGUUGAAUACUUGGCAGGUGCUUUCGAUUUUAGCAGACAAUUUAUGUUUAAAUGGAGUGUUAAUUGGCAAUUUCUAGAUGAAGAUGCCUUUCAAGAUCGAGUUUUCCAUACCACAUUAUUGGGCUCCCAAUUUGUAGCAGUUGUUGCGAUGACGCUCUGUCUUUAUCCACGCUUACCUUUAGAUGCUUGGAAAUCUCUGAAAGCGCCUUUCACGCAAGUUGUGAUUGCAGAUCUGCGGUUCAUUGUACCUUUUUUACUAAUGACUUCUAAUUUCAUUGGGGUGUUGUUUUCGAGAUCCCUACAUUACCAGUUUUUGUCCUGGUAUCAUUGGACUCUACCGUGCUUGAUCUACUGGUCAAAGUUGCCUAUGCCUUUAGGGUUCAUAUGGUACAUCUGUCAUGAGUACUGUUGGAACUCGUAUCCUCCAAACGAAAAAGCAAGCAUCCUCCUAUUCACACUAAAUGCAUCUCUGCUGUGUCUUCUGGCAAUCAAUUGUAUGAGACCAGUUAUAGUAAACAUCAAGAGAAAGCAACAAUGA
This is a messenger RNA of Nakaseomyces glabratus, 1329 nucleotides long. RefSeq names its product dolichyl-P-Man:Man(5)GlcNAc(2)-PP-dolichol alpha-1,3-mannosyltransferase (gene ALG3). NCBI's taxonomy places the organism in Eukaryota, Fungi, Ascomycota, Saccharomycetes, Saccharomycetales, Saccharomycetaceae. Gene Ontology annotation, molecular function: dol-P-Man:Man(5)GlcNAc(2)-PP-Dol alpha-1,3-mannosyltransferase activity. Gene Ontology annotation, cellular component: endoplasmic reticulum. The record is from RefSeq and is a predicted model, not a curated record.